This is a messenger RNA of Trichoderma reesei QM6a, 1893 nucleotides long. Its product is annotated as glycoside hydrolase family 72. Gene Ontology annotation, biological process: fungal-type cell wall (1->3)-beta-D-glucan biosynthetic process. The record is from RefSeq and is a predicted model, not a curated record. Bases 275 to 1645 code for a protein of 456 amino acids. Gene Ontology annotation, cellular component: fungal-type cell wall; cytoplasm. Lineage: Eukaryota; Fungi; Ascomycota; Sordariomycetes; Hypocreales; Hypocreaceae. The transcript is spliced from 3 exons. Gene Ontology annotation, molecular function: 1,3-beta-glucanosyltransferase activity.
GUCUUUCUUCACUCGUUUCCAACAAGCCCUCUCUCGUUAUCGCAGCAUCGCCGCUGCUUCUUCUUCUUCUUUCUCUCCUUCUCCAUUGUCUUCUUCUUAGCCAGCCAAUCCGUGGUAUAAUAUUCUCGACCCGAACUCGACCUCGUGAUUCAGCGCCCUUUCACUCUUUGCAGAGGCUCAUUCAUCCUUCUAUCCAUACCGCUUGCCUGUGCUCGUCCGCAGCGCCAAUUCAACCACAGCGUUUCCAUCCAUCCAUCAGCGAAUCGGUGACACCAUGAAGGGACUCGCUCUCCUCUCAGCCGUUGCCGGCCUCGGCGCCGUCAUGGCCACUCCCACGCCUUCCAAGAACGACCCUCCCUCCAAGAGGGCCUCGCUGCCCGCCGUCUCGGCCUCUGGAAAUGCAUUCUGGGCCGAUGGCAAGCGCUUCUAUCUGCGCGGCAUAGACUACCAGCCUGGUGGUGCUGCUGCCAACGAGGAUCCCCUCGCUGACCCCAAGACAUGCCUCCGAGACAUUAAGAACUUCAAGGACCUUGGAGUCAACACUAUUCGUGUUUACGCCGUCGACAACUCAAAGGAUCACGAUGAGUGCAUGAAUGCCCUCGCCGAUGCCGGCAUCUACCUGGUUUUGGACGUCAACAACCCGGGCUACUCCAUCAACCGCAAGACUCCCGAGCCGUCGUACAACACCAUGUAUCUUCAGAGCGUCUUUGCCACCGUUGAGAUGUUUGCCAAGUAUGACAACACGCUGGCCUUCUUCUCCGGCAACGAGGUCAUCAACGACGAGCCUGGAACCGAUAAGUCUGCUCCCUUCGUCAAGGCUGUCACGCGCGACAUGAAGAACUACAUGAACGAGCGAGGACUGCGCAAGGUCCCCGUUGGAUACUCCGCCGCCGACGUCUCCUCCAACCGCAUGCAGACGGCCAUGUACAUGAACUGCGGCAGCGACGACAUGCGCUCCGACUUCUUCGCCUUCAACGACUACUCCUGGUGCAACAGCGACUUCAAGACCUCCGGCUGGGACCAAAAGGUUAAGAACUUCACCGACUAUGGCAUUCCCAUCUUCCUGUCCGAGUGGGGCUGCAUCAAGAACCGUCCUCGCAAGUUUGAGGAACUGUCUGCCCUCAUGAGCUCCCAGAUGACCAGCGUCUACUCUGGCGGCAUCAUGUACGAGUACUCCAAGGAAGACAACGACUACGGAAUUGUCACUAUCGAUGGUGACUCCGUCUCCAAGUCGAACGAGUACAACCUCUUCAAGAGCGCCUUGGCCAAGAGCCCGACUCCCACCGGCUCUGGCGGUGCCGCCAGCUCCAGCCACGCUGCCAAGUGCCCGCCCAAGGACCCCAGCUGGAACGUCGACCCCAGCCUGGUUCCCGAGAUGCCCUCGGCUGCCAACAAGUACAUGAAGAAGGGUGCCGGCGACGGUCCCGGCCUCGGCGGUGACGGCUCUCAGAACGCUGCCGACAGCGGUACUGCCACGGCCAGCGUCACCGGAGGCACGGCUUCUCCCACUGGCACAUCCGGCUCCCAGGAGACCGAGUCCGACAGCGCUGCCGGCUCCAUCGCACACGGCCCUCUGGACACGACGCCUUUUGUCGUGUCUGGCUUGGCCCUCCUCUUCACCAUGUUUGGUACUCUUCUGCUCUAAGUGACUUGAGUCUCUUGUGGAUUUGGAAGGAUUUUCGUUCCCUUUUUUACUUUGAUAAUGGAGUGGCCAUGUCAACUCUGCGAUAGACGGGCAGGCCCUGGUGUACGGGUAUGAAUGGAAUGCGGUUGGCCGUAAUGUAAAGGCCGCCGAGUCUGGCUCUGCAAAGACUAGACAGGUACGGGAAGAAUGGUUUAUUCUUUACAGUCUAGGUUUUGGGGCCAUUGUUUAUAAGUGCACUGCCCCCCCUU